Molecule: messenger RNA, 1152 nt
Organism: Ramularia collo-cygni
Lineage: Eukaryota; Fungi; Ascomycota; Dothideomycetes; Mycosphaerellales; Mycosphaerellaceae
Exons: 1
Coding region: 1-1152 (383 amino acids)
Source: RefSeq, a predicted model, not a curated record
AUGACCACCGCAGCUAACCUCCAAGCUCUUCUCCGCUUCCUCUCCCAAGAUGCCAAAGUCCCACUCGCAACAGCCAUGGCCAAAGUCCACCCUUUACAAACAGCAAAUCUUUCAACGCCAGAAGCAAUCGCAAAAGCAAAACCCAAAGAUCUAGAGCUCAUCUUCGAAGAUUCCAAAGUCUGCAAACAGAUAAUAUCUGCCGCAAAGCGAGUCUCUAAGAAACGAGCAGCAGGCGACGACGAGGGUGCAGCGGCUCCUCUCAAGAAGAAGUCGCGAGAUGAGAGUCUUUUCUCAGCACAGCCACAUGCGCCAGCGGACUUGGAGGGCUCUCUGCGACUACCAUCGUGUGAAUCGAAAGAAAGCGAAUUGAAGGAUGUUGUACUCUUUACGAAUCGUGCGCCACUCGUGCUAGCAUUUCUGGUCGUGUCGUUGAAAUACACCAUGCCAGAACAGCCACUAUCCAGUAGAUUGAGUUUGGCUCAAGCCUAUGUGAGCGUCACGAGUAAGUCAAGGGCCAUAUAUCUUGGCAUUGAAGGGGGAAAAAGUGCAGAGGAGGAAGGGUUCGGCGAGGGUCAGCCGUCAGUUACGGUGGCGGGCAAGGAGAUCAAAGUUUUGAGGCGAUGGGGUUAUGAGUGGGAGGAAGAUGGUCCUAUCAAGAGAGAAGUCGACAGCAAUGCCACUGAUGGGGUCAAGCAGGAGGAUGAGGUCGGUGGCGAUGCAGAGUCACCGGAGCUGAAGCCUGCGUUGUGGGGUCUGGAUCUGGAGGCGCUGAAGAAGUCUGAUAGUGGUACCUCCAGGCAAGGUGGAGUUGGAACGAACAGCAAUCUACCGGUCCACACCCCACAGUCUGCGAGAGCAUACAUCAUGAAAGCUUUCGACACUGCUCCUCCCAAAGAUGCUGCUGCACCUGCGAAGAAAGGCACAGCGGUGGCUAGAGCUGCAGAAAAAGAAGCCAACCUGGGCAAGCUUCUCCGUGCGCUCRAAUUGCUGUACGACUCAUGGGCAUCGAAAUUGGGUCCAAAUGAGCUAGACAAUCGAACUUGGAGCUGGUACGCCAAGGUUCGACCAGCGGUGGCGGAUGGAGCUGAAGGAUGGGGCGGUAAGAACCGUUUGAGGCUGGCAGAUAUCCUUGCUCUGCUGCGGAGUGAGUAA